AUGCCUAAUCUUUCGACAGGCAUGCUGCCUGGUGAUAGAGCCCUAUCGAACAAUGAAUGCCUCGCCCGAGAUGAAGACCAGGCGCAUUUUGCUGAAGAUUCCGAUAAAUUGGUUGCGGGCUUCAAACAGACCAUUGCCGCCCCGGUGGGCGAACUACAGACACGAGCAACGGGGACUGGAAACAGCGACUGUGACCCAAUUGAAGCAACGCUCAAUGUCCGCGGUGAGGAUGCUCUCACCUUCGAUGCUGACUGCUGGGCGAUGCUGUGUGGAGGAAAAGAUCCAAUUAUGCAAAAGAUUGCAGCAAAGUUGAGCGACAAGAAUCGUUAUGUUGGCACUGGAAGCGCCGCCUCCAAGCAGCCCUUUAAAAACCCCUUGUCUCACGGAAUAAAGGCCCUUCCACCCACUACUAUAUGGGGUCUCAACCAAGACUGGAAUUCCGCUGAAGAAUUUCCAUUUGCAUCAACGGUUGGGGGUGGACAAGGUGCCUAUCUAUUCCCGGUGAACAAAAAGUCGCAGGACGAGCAGGCGACCGCGCUUUCUACAUUCUAUUCCUCUAACAGGAUCAAGGGUUUCAAUCCAGCCGACAAAGGCAAAGCUGGCGCCGAGGAUGGAACAUGGUUCACUAUCAAGAAGUUUGCAGGAGCUCAACUAGGACCCUACUGUAAAGCUUACAAUGACGACGAUAUCAGCGUCUGCCACAAAAACACUGCAGAUCCCCGGUGGGGCUAUGACCCUGGCGAGUACGCGUAUGUUUAUGAUCACGCAUCAGGCACUUUCAAAUACAAAGGGAAGUGA
Messenger RNA from Aspergillus chevalieri, 798 nucleotides. RefSeq lists its product as uncharacterized. The record is from RefSeq and is a predicted model, not a curated record. The transcript is spliced from 5 exons. Bases 1 to 798 code for a protein of 265 amino acids. NCBI's taxonomy places the organism in Eukaryota, Fungi, Ascomycota, Eurotiomycetes, Eurotiales, Aspergillaceae.